UCAAUUUGCCUUUUCCAUUUUCCUUUCUUGAGAGAGAGAGAUCCUGCGCUAGGGCUCGAGAAUCCGUCGUGACAAUCCAAUCGAUAGGUGAAAAAUCUCCAUUCAUCGAAGAUGCUGAGGGUAGCGGGGCGGAGGCUUUCUUCUCUCUCAUGGCGGUCGGCUCAGGCUCCUUCCGCCGCAUUCACCUCUAGAAACCCGUUCGUUGGCGGCGAUUCAUCGUCUGAUGAACGCACUUCUUCACCCGUUCGAUCAAUUUCUGUUUUCGAUCAGAUCAGAGGGUUCUCUGCUGGUGCCCUUGCAGCUGGGCAAGACUCAGGCCUGGUUCCAGAAGUCCCAGCUACCGUGGCGGCCAUCAAGAAUCCCAGCUCAAAGAUUGUCUACGAUGAGCACAACCACGAGCGAUACCCGCCAGGUGAUCCUAGCAAACGUGCGUUCGCAUACUUUGUUUUGACUGGAGGCAGGUUUGUAUACGCAUCACUAGCUCGUCUCCUUGUGCUCAAAUUCGUUCUGAGCAUGUCUGCCAGUAAAGAUGUCCUUGCUCUCGCUUCCCUCGAGGUGGAUCUGUCUAGCAUUGAACCUGGGACCACCGUCACAGUGAAGUGGCGCGGGAAGCCCGUCUUCAUCAGGCGCCGAACUGAAGAAGACAUCAAGCUGGCAAACAGUGUCGACGUUGCCUCCCUCCGUGACCCACAGGAGGAUGCUGUGAGGGUCAAGAAUCCGGAAUGGCUUGUGGUUAUCGGGGUUUGCACCCAUCUGGGGUGCAUCCCCUUGCCGAAUGCUGGUGAUUACGGGGGUUGGUUUUGCCCAUGCCACGGAUCCCAUUACGACAUCUCUGGUCGGAUUCGCAAAGGGCCUGCGCCGUUCAACCUUGAGGUCCCCACUUACACCUUUUUAGAUGAGAACAAGUUGAUGGUUGGGUGAGAGAGAAGUUGCUCUUGAACUUGAUAUGGUAAAUCCAUUAUGGUGACGAAUAAUUUUAUACUGAUUUGUAUUAGUUAGUUUUGGUAUUUCAAGGAUUGUUUAAAUAUUCAUUUGACUUGAUUUUGAUAGGCAUAUGCAGUCCUGAAAGUGCACUGCUGUUUUGAAUAAUGCUGCCUACUUAUCUUCCUAUUCUCCUUUAAAAGAUUUUGUAUUGAGAUUCAUAUUUGAUAUUGGGAGUUUUUAUUAUGCUGAUU
Messenger RNA from Salvia hispanica, 1175 nucleotides. RefSeq names its product cytochrome b-c1 complex subunit Rieske-4, mitochondrial-like. Gene Ontology annotation, molecular function: quinol-cytochrome-c reductase activity; 2 iron, 2 sulfur cluster binding. The record is from RefSeq and is a predicted model, not a curated record. Gene Ontology annotation, cellular component: membrane. NCBI's taxonomy places the organism in Eukaryota, Viridiplantae, Streptophyta, Magnoliopsida, Lamiales, Lamiaceae.